AUGGCGUCAGGCCAUGCAACCGCUACCACCGACGGCGGACACUCGUCCGACGUUCUUGGCCCCGAAGCCAACGAUCCUUCAUGGGCCCUGACUAGCCCUGGAAAUGUCAACUGGCCUCUUCUCAUGGACUUCGCCUCGGUCGCACUGCACGAUACGGCAACCAUUGGCAAAGCCGUCACCAAAGCGUUCUACAGCACGUCACCAAAACAUUCAUACUUCUUUGGCGGCUCUACAGGUGGUAGACAAGGUCAUAUGCUCGCACAAAGGUACCCCCAGGAGUACGAUGGAAUUAUUGCUCUGUUCCCAGCCACGAACUGGGUAAAGUUCUUCUGGGCUAGCUACUGGCCGAAGUUUGUCAUGGAUAAAAUGGGUGCGUACCCCAAACCAUGCGAGUUUGAGGCUAUCACAGCUGCAGUCAUGUCUGCUUGUGAUAAGCUAGACGGGGUGGAAGACGGUAUCAUUUCUCGACUUGAUCUCUGCAACUUCGAUCCUCACAAAGUCGUGGGCAAAAUCAUUGACUGCGACGGUACUGAGGUCGCUGUCUCCUCGGCGGCAGCGGAUAUCACCCAGGCAACAUGGGAUGGGCCUCGAAGCUCUAUGGGCGAGUUUCAGUGGUACGGAUACGGAAAGGGGACCGACUUGACCCAAGCAAUCACCGGGCCUAUCCAAGUCAAAUGCAACGAGGACUCCUGUAAGGCUGAGGGCAAUCCUGUCUGGGUACGGUACUGGGUCAAGAAAGAACCGUCCUUUGACAUCAGCAAAAUAGCACACCAAGAAUGGGACGACCUUGUACACCUCUCCAUAAACGAAUUCGACUCCAUCAUCGGAACCUCAGACCCUGAUCUAUCAGCAUUCAAACGAAGGGGCGGCAAAAUGAUCAACUGGCACGGAACUGUGGACGCUGCGAUACCAUUCAAUGGCAGUACCGACUAUUAUGAUCGUGUGUUGGCCAAGGACCCAGAGGCUCACGAUUAUUAUCGGCUCUUUGUGGCUCCAGGUGCUGGACACUGCUUCAACUGCGGACCAAGCCCGCCUUUCUCCAUGGAUCCAAUCAUUCACUGGGUAGAAGAUGGUGUGGCCCCAGACACGCUGCGAGCCUCUGGAGCAAAUGGCCUCGGCGUUCACGUGGAGAGAGAUAUCUGCAUGUACCCCGGUAUCCAACAUUAUUUAGGGGGCGAUCCAAAUGUCGCAUCAUCGUUUAGAUGUGUGUAG
Molecule: messenger RNA, 1212 nt
Organism: Colletotrichum chrysophilum
Lineage: Eukaryota; Fungi; Ascomycota; Sordariomycetes; Glomerellales; Glomerellaceae
Exons: 1
Coding region: 1-1212 (403 amino acids)
Source: RefSeq, a predicted model, not a curated record